AUGUCUCCAUCAGUUGACCUAGAACUCAUGUGCCAGGGACAUUACUAUAGACAAGCAGGUCGGUUUAACCUCUUCCACCUGGAGAAGUUCCUUAGUGCCAUAGAGCGCUAUGCCGAACAAGUCAACCGAUCUUCGGGCGUGCUGGCAGCAUGGCUAUUACAGCAGAAGCAUGACUACGGCGACGGCGAUGCGCUCUGGCGUGUCGGAAAUAGAAUGACCUAUGCGGAUAUUUCAUUCAUAUCCUGGAAUAGGGGAUUAGCCAGUUUCUCAAAAAGAGCAAGCACGACCAAACCAAGUUUUUGUUUCUCUAAGAGUGGUAAAGCAAAAUUAUCUCGCUGGCGCCGGUCAAAAGAGUGCUUGAGCGAGCUCUUCAAGAAGGGAGUUUCAGCCUCGUCAUGUGCAGACGCUACCCCGCAUUCGCCUCUGGUGUUUUCUGCCUGCGGCGCCAUCGAAACCGAGAUGACCACCCUGUCCCAGGAUGAUCUGGCAGAAUUGCCUACACCAGACAUGAUAACUCUACUCUUCAAGUGCCACAAGUCCACGACCGCGCUGUCUGUUUUACCAACAAGGCCAUUCAUCGAGAUCAAAGCUCUGUUGCUCGCGGCCCUUGAAUCGCGGAACCUCAAAACACUGCCAGACUCCAGCGCGCCUCUCCCAGAAGACCCAGAAGAGUUGGAAUUUGGUGUGCUGGCGGACAAGAAGGACCCGAGCAAAGGUUGGAUUCCGCUGGACAUGAAGGAGCAAGAGAUCACCGGCGCUAAGGGCAAUAAGAAGAAAGUGGGCGGGAAGUCCUCCAUUCUGAAUUCAAAUCCGCUGGCGGCUGGUCUCGGCGAUGGGGCCUGGAUAGCAUAUCGACUAAAAGUGAAGCACAAAGAACCACAAGUGGAAGACGAAGAUCACGAGAGUGGUACUCCAGACGUUGAGAUAGACGAGGACCCUGGAUUCGAUGUGAUCCUUCCAAGUUUCGAAGACGAGGCUGAGUGA
Fonsecaea multimorphosa CBS 102226 is the source of this 984-nucleotide messenger RNA. RefSeq lists its product as uncharacterized. The record is from RefSeq and is a predicted model, not a curated record. The transcript has 2 exons. NCBI's taxonomy places the organism in Eukaryota, Fungi, Ascomycota, Eurotiomycetes, Chaetothyriales, Herpotrichiellaceae. Bases 1 to 984 code for a protein of 327 amino acids.